AGCCCUGUGCUGCAGCCUGCCCUGCCACCUGUGUCGACCCGAUGGCUCCUGCUACCUGCAGCCUGCCGUGCGUGGAGGACUGUGUGUGCGACAGUGGGUACCUGCUCUACAAUGACCAAUGCGUGCCCAGCCAGCAGUGCGGGUGCUGGCACAAUGGGCAGCACUACCCCGUGGGCUCAGAGUUCUGGACGGACAACACCUGCUCCUCAAAGUGCACGUGUCCCGCGCGGGGAAGCAAAGUCCAGUGCUCCGAUGCCUCAUGCCCCGCGGGCCAGUACUGCGGGGUGCAGGAUGGGAAACCUCAGUGCCUCGAACAAUCCUACGGCAUCUGCCAUGUCCACGGUGACCCUCACUACAACACCUUUGACCAGGUGACGCACAACUUCAUGGGCAACUGCACCUACACCCUGGCCAAAGUGUGCUCCAACACCACCUCCCUGCCCUACUUCAACGUUGAGGCCAAGAACGAGCAUC
Molecule: messenger RNA, 474 nt
Organism: Opisthocomus hoazin
Lineage: Eukaryota; Metazoa; Chordata; Aves; Opisthocomiformes; Opisthocomidae
Source: RefSeq, a predicted model, not a curated record